GUGUGUUCGAGAGGAACCAAAGGGAGAGGAGAGACGGAGUGGGAGCCACAGGGUGAGGAGGACAGAGACGAAGAAGGAGUACGAGAAAGACAUUUUUGUGGGAUCUCUGCCUGACCCCCACAGCCUCCAGGAUGUUUAGGAAAAAGGGCAAGGACUCGUCCAAGAGCUCGGGCAAGCUCAGCAAGGCCCAGGCCAGCAGUCUGGCCUUGCUGAUUGCCCAGAUGCAAAAGAAUGCCGACACAGUGGAAAAAGACAUCCUCCGGUCUGAGGAGCUCCUCGCUGUGGAUGCUGAAAAUGACAAGAAAGAUCUACCCCUCCAGCACCAGAAUGAGAUAUCAGACAAGCUGGGCGAGGCUGAGGGCCUCCUGAAGGACCUGUUCCUGGACGUCGACAAAGCCAAGAAGUACCAACACCACCAGGCCAGAGAGAUAGAGAGCGAUGUCCUCCACCUUCAUGAGCGCUGGUUGACAGACUGUGCCUUCUACCGAGACAUCUACGAGCAGAUUGACGACGUGUCGCUGAUGCCCAGAAUCAGCUGGGGGCCUAUUUUCAACCACAAGCAAAAACAAGUGAACUCGGAGGAGUACGGCCCCACCAUGGAGGACCUGGAGAAGCAGGUUGCUACACACAAUAUCCUGCACAAAGAGGUUGAGGCCUACAACUCGCAGCUCUGUGUCAGCUCUGCAGGAAGCAAGGACCAAUAUGUAGCCCUGAAGAAGCAGUACAACAAUCUACUGGAAAACUCCAAGUGGCGUCGCCACUACCUGAAAAGUCUGUAUGAAUACAUGCACGGCUGCGACAAGGAACUGUCGUUCCUGAAAGAUGAACAAGAUAAGAUCAAAAAGCAGGACUGGAGUGACCGCAUGAUGGACCCACCUGACGUCCGCCGGACAUAUGAGAACUUCAAGAACAACAACCUGCUGUCCCACGAGAGUGAGGUGAACAAACUCCAGGACGAAGGAGACAGACUUAUUGGACUGAAACACCCUGCCAGUGACACAAUAGAGGCUCAGAAAGAUGCUGUUAGAAACGAGUGGCAGAAAUUCCUUAAUCUCUGCAUUUGUCAAGAGACACAGCUGGACAACGUGGAGGAAUACAAGAGGUACCAAAUGGAGGCUGAGCAGCUGUCAGAGUCGCUGACCAAACUAAACAGCAGCCUGGAUCCCAAGUCCCUCAGCAAGAUGGGCAAUGCAGAGACACUGCUGCAGCUCGAGGUCGAGGAUAACGAUGUACAGACGAGCGAACAGCAGCUCGCAGACCUGAGGAAACGCAGCACCACCAUCGCCCCUCUGAAGCUACGACGUAAUGCCCCCAACAGACCCAUCACUGUGGAGUCCCUGUGUGACUGGGAGACAGAUGAGGAUUCUCUGGAAAGAGGUGAAAAGUUCACCCUAAAAUCUAACUCAUCUGAGAACUGGGACGUUAUUUCAACUAAUGGGGCCACAAAAACCUUCCCGGGAGUUUGCUUCCAGAUCCCUCCACCUGAUACAGAGGCCAUUGACAAAGUGGACCUGUUGGGUCGUGAACUGGCAGACAUCAAGAAGAGGAGAGCUGCUCUGGUGGCAUCCCUGAAGAACCACAAAGCCGAGGUCUCCAGAGCCCAGCAAGCAGCCCCAGUUUCAUCUGGCCCAGUGGAUCCCAAAGUGAGCGCCCCUAAGCAGCUGGACAAGCUGGACAAUGACCUGGCCAAAGCCGAGGAAAGCAUGCUGAAUCGCCUGCGAGCCCCACUGAACCCCAACGAUCCAGCUGGAGAUCUGGCCAAGAGGCUGAGGGAACAGGAGGAAGCUAACAGGGCUCUGAAGGCUCUGGAGCAGCAGAGGCAGGCAGCUCAGGCCGAACUGCAGCCCCUGCUGGCCAAAGACCCCAACAGUUCUGCACUGGCCAACAAGAACAACAACAUUGCAGAACUUGCUGACCUUUACACCAAGAAAGCAAAUGCAUCUCUUAAUCUGGAGAACCAGAUUAAGAAGGUGGACGGCCUCGUCUCUGGGUUUGAGAGAAACCUGAGUAAUGAUGGUCCAAUCCCUGAUAUGCCGAAUGCAAUCCAAGCCCGUGCUGAGGACAUUAAGUACCAGCAAAGGUCUGUGGCAGCGGCUCAGGACGACAUGAAGAAGCUGAGUCAGGAUCUGGACACCACGGAGCAGCUUUGCAGGUCUUUGCAGCAGGGUUACCAGCAGUACUGCCCUGAAAUCCAGCGCCAGGGAUCAGAUGUCAAGCAGCUGCAGAACCGCUAUGCUAACGUGGCCAACCAGCUGCAGGAGAGAGAGAAAAUAUUACAAGAAGCUGCAAUCAAGAACCAGGAGUACCAGAGCACAUCCACAUCUCUCAAGUCCUUCCUGGACAACAUGCCGAAAGACCAGAUGGGCUACAAUGCUAAUCUGUCUGAGGUGUCUGCCAGGCAAAGCUCCCAAGAGAGGCUGAUGGAUGAUCUGAAGAGGAAGGGAGAUGACCUGAACAGAGUGACUGACUUGUCUCAAGACCUGCAGAGUCUACUCAAUGAAUAUGAGACCAACGUUGACAAAUACAACAGUACACUUGAGGAUGCUGGAGCCACUGUUCCCAAGAAAUCCGGUAUGCCCACACUGGCUGAUGCUGUUCAGAAAGAGGGAAAGGAUCUGGUCAACCGUUAUGCUAAAGCGUCAGCUGAAAAUACCCAACGGCAAAAACAGAUGGGCUUGGCUCAGAAUCUCAUGGCACUAAAUGAAGAGAAAGUCCAACAGGUGGCACAGCAACAAGUGCAGUUUGAAAACCAGCAGAAGACUUCUUUGGAGUUAAACAGUCUGUUUAAAGAUCUGGAUGAAGAGAAGGAGAGGAAAAUUCAUGCUGAGACAGACCUGAGAAACUUUAAAGACAGGCUGAUGUCAUUGAGGAACCGCAGAGGAGUGGAGCACAUUGUGGAGACAGAAGUACUGCAGUACUUCCGGGACCCAAAGCUGGAGAGUGAUUUGGCUGAUCUGCAGAAAACUCUACAAGAGGAGACGCUGAAACAUAGCACCACCCACACUGAGGUCGAGGUGUUGAACAAGAAAAUCAACAUCCUGGAGGAAACCAUCAAAAACACUCAACCCAAACUGGUGACCAGAGAGGUGACAGAGUUUGAGAAAGAUCCUCAGUUGGACGUAGAGGCCGCCAAGAUCAGAGACGAGAUAUCAAGGAUGAAGAAUGAAAUUCGAGUGAAAGAUGGGGAGAAUAUUCAGAUGAGGACAGAAUACACGAUUCUCGAGCAGAAGCCAAAAAACAUCAAAGAGAGAGUGGUUAAGAAGGAAGUGGUGAAAGUGGAGGCGGACCCACAAAUGCUGAAAGCAGUGCAAACAUUCGAGACAGAAAUUUCUGAAGAGGGCAACAAGGUCAAGCUCAUCAAUGAUGAAAUCUUCCAGACUAGGAGCAUGAUCAAUACAAUUCAAAGACUGAUUCCUAACAUUCAGCCCAGGGUCAUCACUAAGGAAGUGAAAAAGAUUGAACAAGACCCUGAACUCAUCGCUGAAUCUAAGAGGAUUCGAACAAGCAUUGAGGAAGAGAAGCUUGAAAACAUCUCUAUAUCCAAAGAGCUGACAGAGCUCCACAAUCGCUACAAAGAUGUGCAAAGCUGGAAGCCAAGAAUCGAGACAAAGGAAAUUGUCAACGAGAUCUACCAGAUUGACCCGAACACAGAGGUGGAGAUUGUGCGGCUCCGAAGAGACAUAACGGACUGCAACAAGCAACGUUCUGAUCUGGAGAGGGAGAUCACACACGUCACGACAGAUGUGAACAUCCUUCGUGCAGAGAAACCCAAGGUGGAGAUGAAGGAGGUUCUCCAAGAAGUGAUCAAAGAGGAAAGAAGCCCUGAAAAUGAGAGGGAGAUUCGGAGGCUAAAUGAUCAGGUGAACCAUUUACACUCCACUUACAGCUCCCUCUUGGACCAGGUUAAUUUGCUCAGGAGAGAAAGAGAUGAAGUGAAGGCUGAAAAGUCCAAGAUAGAGACCAAGGUUGUCACAAGAGAUGUCAUCAGGUAUGAGUCUGAUCCUCUGCUGGAGAAAGAAGCUGACCGUUUGAGAAAAGUUGUGCGGGAGGAGGCACAGACUCGGCGCAGCAUUGAAGAGAUGGUGUUUGAUCUCCAAAACAACUACAUCCUGCUGGAGAGACAGAAGCCUGAGGAGAGAGUGGUUGUGAAGGAGGUUGUGCGUGUACAGAGGGACCCGAGGCAAAGUGUCGAGCAUGAGAAGCUCAGCAGGAGCCUGGAUGAAGAAAUAAUGACGCGGCGUCAGAUAAACCUAGAGUUGCAGCAGCUUAGAACCAAGUUGGAGGAUAAAGAGAGGAUCCUCAGAGAGAGUGAUGAGCACCAAAAGAGGGUUCAAGCCGAGUUUGAACUCCAAGAGAUCCGCUUGCGCAUCACACAGCUUGAAAAUGCCCCACCUCCUGUUGAGGAAAGUAUUAUUGUUGAGGAGGUGCUGAAGGUUGAAAGAGACCCAAGACUGGACAGGAUGACAAACGACGUUAGGUCAGACAUGGACAAGGAAACCAGCAAUAUCAUGCGUCUCCAAAGAGAAAUUAAUAACAUCACUCUAAAGCUUGAGAUCCUGCAGAAGGAGAAGUCUGGUGAGAGGAUGGUGUACAAAGAGGUUGUCCGUGUAGAGAAAGACCAGGCUGUCGAAGCCGAGAGGGAGCGCUUGAGGGAACAAGUGUCUCAGAGUAAAUUUUCCAGACAGGACCUGGAAGAUGAAAUCAGACGUCUCAACGAUAAAAUCAACUUUCUGAUGGGCAACAAAUCCAGCUCUUCACGAGAAGAGGCUACCCUCAAUUCGAACAAAGAAAGCCUACUGAGGGAGAGGGACAACCUUACUCGGGAGCUCAGGACACUCGAGGCUACAAGACAUGACAUCAGCCUGACUUUCCAGCAGCAGAGCAAGCUAGUGAGCGAAAGAACACAUAUGAGCAGGCAGAGGAGCCUGAAGAUGGAGUCUGACGUUCAGCGUCUGGAGAGGGAGAUCCUGGACGAAAAAGACAAAAUCCAUCAGCGAGACAGCACCAUCAGGGAGCUUGUGCUGAACCUGCAGAAAGAGGAGCACACCGAGACAAGGACCAAAGAGACCAAUGUCUCCACCAAAAUCACCAUUCUGGAUCCAGAUACAGGCAAAGACAUGUCCCCUUAUGAUGCCUACCUGCAGGGCCUGAUUGAUCGUCAACAGUACAUUCAUCUGCAGGAGCUGGAGUGUGACUGGGAGGAGAUUACAUCCUUGGGACCUGAUGGGGAGACAUCUCUACUGCAGGAUCGCAAGAGUGGAAAGCAGUACUCUAUCAAAGAUGCCCUGAAGGAUGGCAGGUUGACAGAGUAUGAUAUACAACAGUACAAGAAAGGCAAGCUUCCCAUCUCAGAGUUUGCCUUGCUUGUUGCCGGUGACAAAAAUAAGCAACCUAAGUUCAACUCAAUCAUCCCCAAGUCCGCCACAACGGGUAACUCUGAGCCCUCCUCUGCAAAAGAAAUCUACCCAAUCGCUGGUCUAAUAGAUACAAACACAGACACCUGCUUUACAAUACGCAGUGCCACCCUGCGUAAACUGAUUGACCCCACCACCGCCCAAAAACUUCUGGAGGCCCAGGCAUCGACAGGCGGCAUCAUUGACAUCAGCAACAAUCAGAGAUACACUCCUCACAAGGCAGCAAACAGAGGCCUCGUUGAGGAGAGUCAACUCCAGAGGCUACUCAAUGCACAGAAGGCCUUUACUGGAGUUGAAGACCCCAUGACCAGAGAGUGUUUGUCUGUGGGAGAGGCUGUUCAGAAAGGCUGGAUGCCAAAGGAAACUGCCAUUCGCUACAUGGAGGCACAGCACCUGACAGGAGGGCUGAUCAACCCCGUUACCGGCCAAAGAGUAAACCUCUUUGAUGCCCUAGGGUCCAAAAUGAUCGACAGUGGAAUGAUGAGGGAGCUGCAGGCCGACUCAACCCACACCAAAGAUAUUGUAGACCCGAUCACAAAGGAGAAGAUCAGCUACAAACAAGCUCUGGAGCGCUGUAAGAAAGACCCAGUGUCAGGUUUACCGAUGCUGCCCGCCUCCUCCAAAGAGUCUGGUUACACGUCAUCGUUCAAAAAAUAUGCAAGAUUCUAGAUGUGUUUACAACAUAGUUGCAGUUAUCUGUUCUGUGGAGUGAUAUGGUAAAACAUGCCCUACUGCAUUAUGGGAAAUCCAUACGUUAAUUACAUAGGCUACAUUUGGACUCAGGAAAAGUAUUUUGCUGUAAAGCUUUCUGUCUAGCUUAAGUGAUUGCUGCUGUAUUGCCUUUGUUUACCAAACAUGUCUUGAUGUGGGCAGAUGGAUUUUUGAUUUAAUUUAAAAACAGAGAACAUAAAUGCAGUCCAUCUUUGAUAUUAUUGUGUUAUUAAUGAUACUGGGACAUGGUGCAAUGCUAUUUACAAAGAUUUGAUUUCAUUCUGUAUUACUCAUGGGCUAUCCUUGACACUGUUGACUUUAAACUCAAUCUUGUUUGAUACUUUAUGAAGAAAGUUAUAUCAAUAAAUUUAAAUUAUAAUAGAGA
Molecule: messenger RNA, 6510 nt
Organism: Plectropomus leopardus (leopard coralgrouper)
Lineage: Eukaryota; Metazoa; Chordata; Actinopteri; Perciformes; Serranidae
Gene: evpla
Product: envoplakin a
Biological process (GO): wound healing; intermediate filament cytoskeleton organization
Cellular component (GO): membrane; cytoskeleton; cytoplasm
Molecular function (GO): cadherin binding; structural molecule activity
Source: RefSeq, a predicted model, not a curated record